CUUAUGUCAUUCAUAUGCACUUUCUCCUCUCUUUCCGUUCCCUCUGUUUUCUUGUCAAACACAAAUUCAUUUCUUUUUCUUCUACCAUUUUUUCCAUCAAAAUGUGAUACAAACCCACAUAAGUAAGAGGAAAAAAGAGUCACCUUUUUGUAUCUUUUAAGCAAACACAAGUUUAGUGUGCGAGUUGAGUUUGUGCCAGGGGAUAAUGGGUAACUGUCUAGGUUCUUCGGCUAAAGUAGAAGCAGCUCACAGUUCCAGAACCCCUUCUGGAAUUUCAAAGACUAGUCCUUUAUCUGUUCCUUCCAACUUAUCUAUUCAAUCAUACUGUGAAGCAAGUGAUGUCUCAAGUCUUCCCACACCAAGGUCCGAGGGUGAAAUCUUGUCUUCCCCAAAUCUUAAGGCCUUUGCCUUUAAUGAGCUAAAGAAUGCCACCAGAAACUUUCGCCCCGACAGUCUUCUUGGGGAAGGAGGAUUUGGUUGUGUUUACAAGGGGUGGAUUGAUGAACACACAUUUACAGCUUCAAAACCUGGAUCAGGAAUGGUAGUUGCUGUUAAGAAACUCAAGCCUGAAGGGUUACAAGGUCAUAAGGAGUGGUUGACUGAAGUGGACUACCUUGGGCAACUUCACCAUCAGAAUCUUGUUAAAUUGAUUGGAUACUGCGUGGAGGGAGAGAACCGGCUGUUGGUCUAUGAGUUUAUGUCCAAAGGGAGCUUAGAGAAUCAUCUAUUUAGAAGGGGACCACAACCUCUAUCUUGGUCAGUGAGAAUGAAAGUGGCCAUUGGCGCUGCCAGAGGACUCUCUUUUCUUCAUAAUGCUCAGUCUCAAGUCAUAUACCGUGAUUUUAAAGCAUCUAAUAUCCUACUUGACGCUGAUUUCAAUCCUAAACUCUCUGAUUUUGGUUUAGCAAAGGCUGGCCCUACGGGUGAUAGAACUCAUGUAUCUACUCAAGUUAUGGGAACUCAAGGAUAUGCAGCACCUGAAUAUGUUGCAACAGGUCGGCUGACGGCUAAAAGUGAUGUAUACAGCUUUGGAGUUGUGUUGCUUGAGUUAUUGUCUGGUAGACGUGCAGUUGACAGAACAAAAGCUGGUGUGGAACAGAAUCUAGUAGAGUGGACAAAACCAUAUUUGGGUGACAAAAGAAAACUAUUUCGGAUUAUGGACACCAAGUUGGGAGGCCAAUACCCACAAAAAGGAGCUUACAUGGCUGCUACUCUUGCGCUACAAUGCCUAAAUCGCGAAGCCAAGGCAAGACCUCCAAUGACAGAGGUUUUGGAAACUCUUGAGCAGAUUGCAGCCUCAAAAACUGUAUGUAGAAACAACCAAUCGGAACAGAAGAGAGUCCAUAUUCCUGCAAGAAAGUGUAAAGUGCAAAUGGGUGCCCAUUGAACCAUACUCCUACUUCAUUCAUUGCCAUUUCAGCCAUUAUCUGCUUGUGUGCAUCAAAUUUUGAACAUCUGUAUAUACGUUCCUUUUUUUAUGCGGUUGUUUUUGAGAGGACAUAUUGUGCCAUGAACUUCAAUGAAAUUUCAUUUAAUUAUUAGCGCA
Vigna umbellata (rice bean) is the source of this 1546-nucleotide messenger RNA. RefSeq names its product putative serine/threonine-protein kinase PBL3. Gene Ontology annotation, molecular function: ATP binding; protein kinase activity. Gene Ontology annotation, biological process: protein phosphorylation. The record is from RefSeq and is a predicted model, not a curated record. Lineage: Eukaryota; Viridiplantae; Streptophyta; Magnoliopsida; Fabales; Fabaceae.